Coregonus clupeaformis (lake whitefish) is the source of this 357-nucleotide messenger RNA. RefSeq names its product XK-related protein 8-like. The record is from RefSeq and is a predicted model, not a curated record. The transcript has 3 exons. The coding region runs from base 7 to 357 and encodes 116 amino acids. Gene Ontology annotation, cellular component: membrane. NCBI's taxonomy places the organism in Eukaryota, Metazoa, Chordata, Actinopteri, Salmoniformes, Salmonidae.
CUGGACAUGGGACUGGACGCGUGUGCGGUGGUGUCUUUUUAUCAGGAAGAGGCCUAUGUGUUCAUGGGACUGCUGGUGUUCCUACUCCUAGGUUCCUCGGCACUGGUCCAGGCUUUCAGCUGGCUGUGGCACCACUAUGACAAGGAGGGGACUGAGACCAGGACUGAGAGCCUUGUGAAGAACCUCUGCUGUCUCAAGAUCCUCCAUGUUUUCCAGAUGGGAGUUUACCUCAGGACAAUGACCCAGCACACCUCCAGGCUGUCCAACUUGAAGAGCCCCCAGCCUCUGGGGAAGUAUGGAAGGAAGCAGCUGAGUAAUAUCCUUAACCCGCGCCCUAGGAUAGCACAAGGUGGUUAA